AUGAAUAUUUUGGCUUUCAAUGCAAAGAUAUCAGGUUUUGGCACAGCAAAGAUUAUUCUUCCGAUUCAUGAAGUACAUCCAAAUUUUUUUAGGAAUGGAAGAUAUUCUGAUGCUCCUCCUGAGAAUGUCUUUCCAUUUGCAGGGCUAAUGAAUGUGGAAACCGAUGUAUAUGGUUUUUCUGUGGAAACCGAUGUAUAUGGUUUUGGUGUGGUAUUGGUUGCAUUGCUAACAGGUUUAUCUACAAAUGGAUGGCAUCAACUUAGUUGGGGUGAAAUCCAUCCAAUUCCAUAUUUUAUGAAUCUCGAAAGAAACAAAUUGGUGAAAAUUAUGGAUCCAAAGUUAGAGGGCAAAUAUCCUUUUAAAGCUGCACAAAAAUUAGGUUCUCUUGCUUCCAUGUGUCUUCAAUAUGAACCCCAAUUCAGGCCAUCAAUGAAAGUUGUUGUCGAGGUACUUGAACGUGUUGCAGCUGCUAAGUGGAAAGACAAGAGCCCUGGAUAA
Molecule: messenger RNA, 498 nt
Organism: Coffea arabica (coffee)
Lineage: Eukaryota; Viridiplantae; Streptophyta; Magnoliopsida; Gentianales; Rubiaceae
Source: RefSeq, a predicted model, not a curated record